GCCAGUGGAGGGAUUGGCAGAGAGGGGUGGAGGACACAGAAUGGAGGCCAGUGGAGGGAUUGGCAGAGAGAGGUGGAGGCAAGUGGAGGGAUUGGCAGAGAGGGGUGGAGGACAAUGAAUGGAGGCCAGUGGAGGGAUUGGCAGAGAGGGGUGGAGGACACUGAAUGGAGGCCAGUGGAGGGAUUUGCAGAGAGGGGUGGAGGACACUGAAUGGGGGCCAGUGGAGGGAUUGGCAGAGAGGGGUGGAGGACACUGAAUGGAGGUCAGUGGCGGGAUUGUCAGAGAGGAAUGGAGGACACUGAAGAGGGGUGGAGGACACUGAAUGGGGGGCCAGUGGAGGGAUUGGCAGAGAGGGGUGGAGUAGUAUAUGAAGUGGAGUGACAUCCAUGCCGAUAUGUCACUUAGUAGGUUAGUAAUGCAAGAGGAGACUGAAGGGGUGAAGUGAGGAGGAGACUGAAGGGAGAUGGUACUUAAAGCCGUGGGAGUUUA
This is a messenger RNA of Staurois parvus, 489 nucleotides long. The record is from the annotation of a GenBank genome assembly. NCBI's taxonomy places the organism in Eukaryota, Metazoa, Chordata, Amphibia, Anura, Ranidae.